Messenger RNA from Piliocolobus tephrosceles (Ugandan red Colobus), 2200 nucleotides. RefSeq names its product solute carrier family 22 member 8 (gene SLC22A8). Lineage: Eukaryota; Metazoa; Chordata; Mammalia; Primates; Cercopithecidae. Gene Ontology annotation, molecular function: transmembrane transporter activity. Gene Ontology annotation, biological process: transmembrane transport. The record is from RefSeq and is a predicted model, not a curated record. Gene Ontology annotation, cellular component: membrane. Bases 143 to 1771 code for a protein of 542 amino acids. The transcript is spliced from 11 exons.
AAACACAGCUUGUUAGAGCUGAGCUGCCCAACUACAGCAGCAGCCGGCCCCUAGGACAGAGCAGGGACCUCAACUACACUGAUCACCAGCCCCAUCGGACCCAGACCCAGCCACCAGCUCUGGCUCAUCUUGCCCCAGUGCCAUGACCUUCUCGGAGAUCCUGGACCGUGUGGGAAGCAUGGGCCGUUUCCAGUUUCUGCAUGUAGCCAUACUGGGCCUCCCGAUCCUCAACAUGGCCAACCACAACCUGCUGCAGAUCUUCACAGCCGCCACCCCUGUCCACCACUGCCGCCCGCCCCCUAAUGCCUCCGCAGGGCCGUGGGUGAUCCCUAUGGGCCCAAAUGGGAAGCCUGAGAGGUGCCUCCGUUUUGUACAUCCGUCCAACGCCAGCCUGCCCAAUGACACCCAGAGGUCCACGGAGCCAUGCCUGGAUGGCUGGGUCUACAACAGCACCAAGGACUCCAUUGUGACAGAGUGGAACUUGGUGUGCAACUCCAACAAACUGAAGGAGAUGGCCCAGUCUAUCUUCAUGGCAGGCAUACUGAUUGGAGGGCUCGUGCUUGGAGACCUGUCUGACAGGUUUGGCCGCAGGCCCAUCCUGACCUGCAGCUACCUGCUGCUGGCAGCCAGCGGCUCCGGUGCAGCCUUCAGCCCCACCUUCCCCGUCUACGUGGUCUUCCGCUUCCUGUGUGGCUGUGGCAUCUCAGGCAUUACCCUGAGCACCAUCAUCUUGAAUGUGGAAUGGGUGCCUACCCGGAUGCGGGCCAUCAUGUCGACAGCACUCGGGUACUGCUACACCGUUGGCCAGUUCAUUCUGCCCGGCCUGGCCUACGCCAUCCCCCAGUGGCGCUGGCUGCAGUUAACUGUGUCCAUUCCCUUCUUCAUCUUCUUCCUAUCAUCCUGGUGGACACCAGAGUCCAUACGCUGGUUGGUCCUGACUGGAAAGUCCUCGAAGGCCCUGAAGAUACUCCGGCGGGUGGCCGCCUUCAAUGGCAAGAAGGAAGAGGGAGAAAGGCUCACCUUGGAGGAGCUCAAACUCAACCUGCAGAAGGAGAUCUCCUUGGCCAAGGCCAAGUACACCGCAGCUGACCUGUUCCGGAUACCCAUGCUGCGCCGCAUGACCUUCUGUCUUUCCCUGGCCUGGUUUGCUACCGGUUUUGCCUACUAUAGUUUGGCUAUGGGUGUGGAAGAAUUUGGAGUCAACCUCUACAUCCUCCAGAUCAUCUUUGGUGGGGUCGAUAUCCCAGCCAAGUUCAUCACCAUCCUCUCCUUAAGCUAUCUGGGCCGGCAUACCACUCAGGCCGCUGCCCUACUCCUGGCAGGAGGGGCCAUCUUGGCUCUCACCUUUGUGCCCUUGGACCUGCAGACCGUGAGGACAGUAUUGGCUGUGUUUGGGAAGGGAUGCCUAUCCAGCUCCUUCAGCUGCCUCUUCCUCUACACAAGUGAAUUAUAUCCCACAGUCAUCAGGCAAACAGGUAUGGGCGUAAGUAACCUGUGGACCCGUGUGGGAAGCAUGUUGUCCCCGCUGGUGAAAAUCACGGGUGAGGUACAGCCCUUCAUCCCCAAUAUCAUCUACGGGAUCACCGCCCUCCUCGGGGGCAGUGCUGCCCUCUUCCUGCCUGAGACCCUGAAUCAGCCCUUGCCAGAGACUAUCGAGGACCUGGAAAACUGGUCCCUGCGGGCAAAGAAGCCAAAGCAGGAGCCAGAGGUGGAAAAGGCCUCCCAGAGGAUCCCUCUGCAGCCUUACGGACCAGACCUGGGCUCCAGCUGAGGACAACGGAACCCCCUUUCCCUGCCCUCCAGAGACUGAUCCUAGCCAGGCACCUUAGGGACACAGGGAGGCCCCAGAUAGGUCCACCCUCCUAGGAUGAAGCCUUCUGAGAGCUUGGUGAAGGUGUCUCCAUCACCACCACCAGAGCCUCCUGCCCAGCCCUGGCCAGUUCAAAGCUUCAGCCAUAGACCUUUCCAUACCCAUCCCUGCCCUUGUUCUCCCUGCAACCCAGGCCCUGCCAUUCUUCUGUCCAGCCCUUCCCCACUGGCCACCUUCCUCCACUGUCCUGGUUCUCUUCCCCUGAGGUCCCCUGAUGUCCCCUGGCUCAGUCCUAACAAGACUGAGUCUUAACAAGAUAGGAAGUCCUCCCCUUCUUGACUCCCACACUUUUCUUUGAUGGGAGGUUUCAAUAAACAGCAAUAAGAACUC